AUGGAAGAGACAGUUUUCGUAGCUAGUCCUCGUUACAACAUUCCAUCGUCGUGGGUAGUCAAAUCGGCAGUGAACUCACGAAAAGCCGUUGUAACGACAACUCUAGUGGCCCUGCCGUUGGUAUUCUUCCACAUCGGCAGCACUCGUUUCCGGUGCCCUACGGCUGCUAUUCCGGGCCUAUGUUGGUUAUUGCAGAGUAAAUCAAAGAACCUUAGCACUUAUAUGGUUUACACGUGUAGGCAGCAGAAGCCGCCGGAGUCAGAGGCUCGUCCGUAUAUGCAUCUGUCAAGGCGAAGUCGUGUUCCGUGCGUGUGGGCCGCUCGCUUGCGUAACAUCUACCGACUAUGCUCAUCAUACCUCCAUGAACUAGUGUAG
Messenger RNA from Mesocestoides corti, 375 nucleotides. The record is from the annotation of a GenBank genome assembly. NCBI's taxonomy places the organism in Eukaryota, Metazoa, Platyhelminthes, Cestoda, Cyclophyllidea, Mesocestoididae.